CAGCAGAGGAAGUCUGCACACAUUGUGAAAGUAAAGAACACAUUCAGAGCAGCUUAACGGAGAGGCAGAGGGAGUUCUGAAAUGAGUCCAUACCUAAGCUUCCUGUUGUUGAGUUUGGUGCUACUAGACAGGGAAGUGGUUCUUUCCCAGGAGUGCACCAAAAUCAAUGUGAACACCUGUAAAGACUGCAUCACCUCUGGUGCAUUCUGUGCCUGGUGUAAACAAAAGAAUUUUACAAACAAAGGGGAGCAAGAUUCAGCUCGCUGUGACACCAAGGAAGAACUGGAAAAAAGAGGAUGCACAGAGACCAACAUUAUCAAUCCUUCCAGUAUUUUUAUUCCAACUGUGGAUAUCCCCCUUAGAAGCGGCAAUCAACCAAUUCAGUUAGCACCGCAGCAAAUACAUCUGGAGCUUAGGCCAGGCAAGCCCACGACUUUCCCUGUGAGGUUCAAGCGUGCUGACGGAUACCCAGUGGACCUCUACUACCUGAUGGACCUCUCCUACUCCAUGAACGAUGAUCUGAAAAAAGUGAAAGACCUGGGGACAGAUAUACUAAAGGCUCUUAAACAGAUCACCCCUUAUGCACGAAUAGGGUUUGGCUCUUUCGUGGACAAAACGGUUUUGCCGUACACAGACUCCCGCCCAGAGAAGCUGAAGAAGCCGUGUCCAGAUGCUGAACAGUAUUGCCAGGCAGCAUUUGGUUACCAUCAUGUACUGAGCCUGACGGAUGACGGGUCCAGAUUUCAGCAGGAGGUCUCGGCUCAGUUCAUCUCAGGAAACUUGGACUCACCUGAGGGAGGCCUGGAUGCCAUGAUGCAGGCUGCAGUCUGUGGGGACAAGAUUGGCUGGGGCAAUUGCACUCGUCUGCUGGUCUACACAUCUGAUGACGGGUUUCAUUUUGCAGGAGAUGGCAAACUUGGUUCUAUUCUGACUCCCAAUGAUGGCAAGUGCCACUUGGAGGGAAAUCGGUACACCAAAAGCAAUGAACUGGAUUAUCCAUCUGUGGGUGAGUUGGCACGGAAGCUGGAUGAAAACAACAUCCAGACAAUCUUUGCCGUUACCACGAACAUGCAAUCUGUUUACAAGGAACUGAGUGACAUGAUACCCAAGUCUACUGUAGGUGAGCUCUCAACAGACUCCAGUAACAUAGUGACUCUCAUCAAGGAUGCCUAUAGUAACCUGUCCUCGACGGUGAUUAUUGAACACAAUCGUCUCCCAGACGGGGUAUCCAUCUUAUAUAAAUCAAACUGUGCUGAUGAGACAAGGAAGAAUGAACCCAGGGGAUCAUGCAGCAAUGUGAAAAUCAACAAUGAGAUUUCUUUUGAUGUAACUGUAACUGCAGAAAGGUGCAUGAAGCCUCAGUCCUUUGAAAUCAGACCCCUGGGGUUGACAGAAAAGCUGACUGUGAAAAUAAUAACACCUUGCCAGUGUGAAUGUGAUGACCAGAGAGAUGCUGCUGACUGCAACAGCAAGGGACAUAUUGAGUGUGGAAUCUGCAGCUGUGACUCGGGUCACGUUGGGCAGAACUGUGAGUGUCGUGUCGGGGAUGAGACCGAAAAGGAACUGAACCAGGGCUGCAGAAGAGACCAUGGCACCAGCAUCUGUUCAAACCUCGGAGACUGUGUGUGCGGUGUGUGCCAGUGUUACGCCAGCGAAACCCCUGGAAAACAGAUUUAUGGGACAUUCUGUGAAUGUGACAACAUGAACUGUGAACUGAACAACGGCAAGCUCUGUGGAGGACAUGGGAAAUGUGACUGUGGGAAGUGUUUAUGUGAGGAAAACUACCAGGGCAGUGCAUGCCAGUGCUUGAAGUCAGAUGAGGUCUGUAAAAACGCCAAUGGCACUGUGUGCAGCGGGAGGGGCCACUGUGAGUGCAACGUGUGCAAGUGCAAGCCUGGCUAUCAGCCGCCUUUCUGUGGAGAGUGCCCAGCCUGCCCGUCACCUUGUCCAAAAUAUGCGGCAUGUAUUGAGUGUCUGGGGUUUCAAAGGGGCCCAUACAGUAAAAAAUGCUCAAAAGCAUGCUCACAUAUCACACAUACAAAUGUGGACAAAGUGGUGAACAGAAAGGUCUGUAAAGAAAAGGACUCUGAGAACUGCUGGAUGAUCUUCAUAAUGGAGGAAUUGGAUGGAGAGAAUCAGUAUAAAGCUAUUAUAAGCAACGAACGAGAAUGCCCUGAGCCCCCCAACAUCGCUGCCAUUGUGGAAAAUACAGUCAGGGGUGUAGUGGUCUUUGGCGUGACCCUGCUGCUAAUCUGGAAAUUGGUCACCUUUCUGAAUGACUUCAAGGAGUAUCGCAAAUUUCAAAAAGAAAAGCAAAAGGUAAAUUGGAAUAUGCUGAUAAUCCGCUUUUUAAGGAGGCCACUACUACUACCAUGAACCCCAACUUCUCUGGAGACUAAAGCUAAAUGAUGUAUGACAGACAGUACCAACUGUAACUAUUUGUUCCUCUUUUUUGUUUGGUUAACAUAAGUGCUGUUAAAUUGCUUUGCCUGUGCAUGAAAAUAAUCUUUAAGAAGAUGCUUCUGAACCAGUUUUGCUAAUUAAACAAAUAAUCUGUAAUCACUGUAAGGGAGAAUAAAUGAUGCAAACAAUAAGUGCUCCAAAUACAAUGGACCUUAAUGUUUGGAGGAUGCCCAUGUUAAUAAAUGUGAUCAUACCAAG
Acipenser ruthenus (sterlet) is the source of this 2661-nucleotide messenger RNA. RefSeq names its product integrin beta-2-like. Gene Ontology annotation, molecular function: integrin binding; amyloid-beta binding. NCBI's taxonomy places the organism in Eukaryota, Metazoa, Chordata, Actinopteri, Acipenseriformes, Acipenseridae. The transcript has 16 exons. The coding region runs from base 82 to 2376 and encodes 764 amino acids. The record is from RefSeq and is a predicted model, not a curated record. Gene Ontology annotation, biological process: cell migration; cell-matrix adhesion; integrin-mediated signaling pathway. Gene Ontology annotation, cellular component: focal adhesion; integrin complex; cell surface.